Dermacentor albipictus is the source of this 1062-nucleotide messenger RNA. RefSeq names its product zinc finger protein 84-like. The record is from RefSeq and is a predicted model, not a curated record. Lineage: Eukaryota; Metazoa; Arthropoda; Arachnida; Ixodida; Ixodidae.
UUGCGCGAGCACUUUUUUCCCCGCCCACAACUCGACGCCGUCGACAUUAUUCUGUGAUAUUGGCUGUCAACUGCCAGACAGCCUUGUGACCAGAAUCAAGACGUGGCAGUUCGCCCAGCACCAAGAGAAGGGGGCAAUGGACUCGGACAGCAGCAGCAGUAGCAGCGGAUCAUCGGAUAAGGCUCGUGCUGGACCCUCAAAAGACUCGACCGCACUCCUCGGCGGUACAAGGUCAUCCCGAGGGACGAAAGCCAGCGGAGCGCAGUCGGAAAGUAGGGACUCCGAGACCAAGGGACACCAGUGCGACGUGUGCGGAAAGGUAUUCGGGUACCAGAGCGCCAUGAGGCGGCACCUGCUCACCCACUCGGGCGAGAGGCCCCACUCGUGCCAGGUCUGCGACCGCAAGUUCACCCGGAAGGAGAACCUCGAGCGCCACGCGCGCAUGCACACGGGCGAGAAACCCUGGAGCUGUCACGUGUGCGGCGACACCUUCACCCGCAAGGGGAUCCUGACCAUCCACGCCCGGCGGCACACGGGUGAGAGACCCUACGCCUGCGCCCUGUGCCCGGCCGCGUUCGCCAGCAGGUACACGCUGACGGUGCAUACGGCCACGCACAAGCGAAAGGCGCCCUACGAGUGCCUCAUGUGCGGCAUGAAGUUCAGCGUGAGGGCCAAGUUCCUGGGGCACGAGCGCAACCACGCGGUCGAGAGGCCCCACAAGUGCCACCUGUGCCAGGCCGCCUUCAUCGAGAAGUGCCGGUUGCGCAGUCACCUCGUCACCCACACGAGCGCUAAGCCUCACCAGUGCGACAUUUGUCAGAGGGGGUUCACGCGGCGCAGUACGCUUAGGAAUCAUUUGCGCCGCGUUCACGAUGGUAAGAAGCCUUGACUCAAAGUCUGAGACCUCAGGCAGGCAUUCCCCAUUUGUGAGUCCGUGCGAUUGACAAACUGCAUGUGCCCUCGUAAAAGGAGUUGACCAAAAAGGUAGCUCCCAUAGAAAUCUGAUGUUGUCGCGAACUAAAAUAUUGUGCUGGCAAUAAACCCUUCUAUAAGAAACUGAUA